Molecule: messenger RNA, 1194 nt
Organism: Marasmius oreades (fairy-ring Marasmius)
Lineage: Eukaryota; Fungi; Basidiomycota; Agaricomycetes; Agaricales; Marasmiaceae
Exons: 3
Coding region: 1-1194 (397 amino acids)
Biological process (GO): transmembrane transport
Cellular component (GO): Golgi membrane; endoplasmic reticulum membrane
Molecular function (GO): UDP-N-acetylglucosamine transmembrane transporter activity
Source: RefSeq, a predicted model, not a curated record
AUGUCACGUGAGACCACUUUCAUGCUCUCCCACCUUGUCAGUUGGCUUUCGACCUUGUCGUUGGUUUUUGGUGGAUGCUGCAGCAAUGCCAUAACUCUUGAGCAACUGACUUCGUUAUAUCCAAGUGCUGGCUCUUUGAUAACUGUUUGUCAGUUCGUGGUCAUAUCCCUACAAGGACUCCCAAGACACGUUGCCUGGACGCGAUAUGGACCCAGAUUGAAGUCACGUCGGAUACCACUGAGGUUCUACAUUGCUCAGGUCGCGUUAUACUACUUGGUAUCCCUAUUAAAUAAUGUUGCGUUCGGAUACAACAUCCCAAUGUCUGUGCACAUCAUCUUCAGAAGUGGGGGGCUGGUGAUCACCAUGUUGCUUGGUUGGAUUAUAGCGAAGAAAAGAUAUAACAUUACUCAAAUCACCUCUAUCGCCACAGUUACUGUUGGUGUUUUAUUGACGACUAUGUCUGCCUCUAAACAGUCGUCAGGAUCGGGAAAUGACUCGCUUUUGACAUACCUGACGGGGAUUGCCAUCUUAACAUUAGCAUUGAUAUUUGCUGGGCUCCUGGGCUUAGUUCAGGACUACACCUAUUCAAGGUAUGGGCGUCCGUUGCCCGUGAAUGCGAGCACGAGUUCGCUGGCUGCCCCACCUCCGACUUGGCAGGAGUCCAUGUUCUAUCUUCACUUCCUUGCGCUGCCGAUGUUCGUCAGCGUACGAAAGGACAUCCUAUCCCAAAUACACGCUAUCCAAAUAGGGCCAGCAUCGACAUAUUCCCUCCCUACAGCCGGAAGUCGUAAAUGGCCAUUGUCCAUUCUGCCAUCCCUUGCUUUCCCUAAUUCUCCCGUCGCCUUGAAUAUGUCUUUACCCGUCUCCUUCUAUAGUGCGGACGGAGGCACGUACGCGCGAUUAACACUGCCUUCGGCAUCAUUACCCCUCCUCCUCAACACCCUAACGCAAUCGUUCUGUGCAGCGGGAGUCAAUCGACUUACUACGCGCGUUAGUGCGCUUACCGUGACUCUGGUGCUAGUCGUACGAAAAGCCAUGAGCCUCGUGUUGAGUGUCACGCUAGGUUUCGGGAAGGUGGGUGGAAAAACUGAAAAUGUAGAUAUGAAUAUGAUGUGGACUGGUGCGGCGCUGGUGAUGCUGGGUACCAUCGGUUACUCGUUUGGCACUCAGGGAAAGAGGGAGAAAAGAGAAUAA